Diaporthe batatas is the source of this 1650-nucleotide messenger RNA. RefSeq lists its product as uncharacterized. NCBI's taxonomy places the organism in Eukaryota, Fungi, Ascomycota, Sordariomycetes, Diaporthales, Diaporthaceae. Bases 1 to 1650 code for a protein of 549 amino acids. The transcript is spliced from 2 exons. The record is from RefSeq and is a predicted model, not a curated record.
AUGGUCGACCGUGCAGUCUUAUACGAGGACUUGAGAUCCUCAUCUGCACAGAUCCGCCUCAUCAGGCUGAGACGGGAUGACACCAACAGCAGUGAACUGCCAGUGGUGAGCGGGGAGCUGGCAACAUUCUCGCUCAGCGACCCGCAAUGUCCGCCGUUCACGACAGUCUCAUACACCUGGGGCAACGGCAAGGAAUACGGCGACAGGCCUAUUCAGCUAAACGGCCAGGACAAGUUAGUUUUGAAAAAUGUGUUGGCGCUUCUUCGCAUGCUCUGCAGGAAUACCUCAUCCGAGGACUUUGAUCUCGCCGAAGAUUGGUUCUGGAUCGACUCGAUUUGCAUCAACCAGGACAACCUCGGCGAGCGCUCAUCACAAGUUAAGCUCAUGGGUCAGAUAUACCGUCAGGCAAAAGCCACUAUCGUUUGGCUAUGCGAAGGCUCCGAUGGAACGAACACAGCCAUUGAGCUACUAUCACAUCUCGCCGACCGAAGACACGACCUUCGAAAGGACUACAAGAAACGAGGAAAGCGAAUGCCUGCGGACUUGUCUGACCAUCCCGGCUGGAAACCCCUGGAAAGGAUUUUGGAGCUGCCUUGGUGGCGGAGAGUCUGGACGUUACAGGAGUUCCUGCUGGCAAAAGAAUUGACCUUCUAUUGUGGGGCUCAGUCUAUAUCACGUCGCCUGUUCCGCAAAGCUUUGCACUCACUUGAGCUGUGCGGUCCAUUGGAUGAUUAUAUCAGGAAAGCGGCAUGGACAACGGCAUGGAAUCGCCGACGCCUUAUUCAAUGGUACGAACAGGAUCAUAACCGACCCAAAAUGAGCCUUGUGUCCUUGAUGGCCUUCUGCGGAGACUACCAAACAACAGAUCCGAGGGACAGGAUCUGGGCUGUGCAUGGCCUCGCUCGGGAAGAAGACCGGCACAUGACCGGCCGUCCGACAUAUUGCUACGAUGAAAGGACCCUCUAUACCGGUCUCGUUCAGGCUUUCCUGGAAAGGUACAAGAGCCUAGAUAUCAUCUGCUUCGCGCAGUUAUUUCAAAGCCAAGAGGACGGCUGGCCGAGCUGGGUCCCUGACUGGCGUGUCUCGUGUCCGCCAUAUGUGGUACCUCUUAUGGUCAGUCAAAGCGCCAGUGAUGCUCUAGCGAACUUUAGACCUGUCGCGGGCCCGGCGAGAGGAGCCAAGAAAUUGAAAAGAAUAACUGCCUAUAGGGCUUCCGGCGCUGAACUAUACGCCGCUGACUCGAGAGACAUGUUCAACCAUCUGAGCUGCCGAGGAAUCGUGAUUGACUCAAUCGAUGGAAUGGGGGGUAUCCUGUCACAGGAUGAUCGACUGAUAACAAGAUGCACCCCAUCUACAUCACCAGUCAAUAUCUCAACUGAAAAUUCAGACCACAAGGAGGAUUUGUUUGAUGGGGUCGUCCGCUGCAUAGUACUCAACCGACAGGACAAAUAUCUCGAGUCCCGUGCACCUGUUGCAGAAUACGGCAGGGAGAUGCGACAGCUCGCCAAACUUGCCGAUAGUGGUGGUGAGCCUGGGCAGCUAGGACCAGCGUGCUUUUGCAGUUUUGUCGGAGAGUGUUACAUGGAUGGACUCAUGGAUGGAGAGGCUCUGGCCUUGGGAAGGGAGCUCCAGGACUUCAAAAUUCAGUGA